AGUCCGCCGCCGCAGCCUAGGGGGCACUUCCGAGCUGGCGGCGGAGCUGGGGAAUCGCACACGGUUUGGCGGCAGGCAGGGGGCAGAGAGACAAAGAGGGAGGAGGGAAAAGCAAAGCCGCAGAAUUAAGUCGGGGAGGAGGCAAGCGCAGCCUUUUCUCCUUCGGGCAGGCAGCUCCCCGCAGGAUCCAGGGAAAGCCGGGAGAGACGGACAAAGAGACCGAAUCGUCCAUGGGGAAAGGCGGGGAGCAAGGCGAAGAAGGCGGCGGCGGCGGCGGCGAACGGGAGGCGCCGAUUCCCUCGUAUACCUGGGAAGAGAUCCAGAAGCAUAACUUGCGCACGGACAAGUGGUUGGUGAUCGAGCGAAAGGUGUACAAUAUCAGCCAGUGGGUCAAACGGCACCCGGGGGGGAUCCGUGUGAUCAGUCACUACGCUGGUGAAGAUGCCACGGAUGCAUUUUGGGCCUUUCACCCAGACAUCACCUUUGUGCAGAAGUUUCUUAAGCCAUUAUUGAUUGGAGAGCUUGCGCCAGGAGAGCCCAGCCAAGACAGAGGCAAGAAUCCUCAGCUGGUAGAAGAUUUCCGUGCCCUGAGAAAGACAGCAGAGGACAUGAAGCUAUUCAAGGCCAAUCCUGUAUUUUUCUCCCUUUAUUUGGGUCAUAUCAUUGUGAUGGAAGUUCUGGCUUGGUUAAUGGUAUCAUACUGUGGUACGAGUUGGACCAUAACGUUUGUACUUUCCAUCAUCCUCACAGUCUCUCAGGCCCAGGCUGGGUGGUUGCAACAUGACUUUGGACACCUCUCUGCAUUUAAGAAGUCUGCAUGGAACCAUCUAGUUCAUAAGUUUGUGAUUGGUCACUUGAAGGGUGCCUCAGCAAAUUGGUGGAAUCACCGGCACUUUCAGCACCACGCAAAGCCAAACAUCUUUAAGAAAGAUCCAGAUGUGAACAUGUUGCAUCUCUUUGUCUUGGGAAAUACCCAGCCUGUGGAGUAUGGAAAGAAGAAGCUGAAGUAUUUCCCUUAUAACCAUCAGCAUGAAUACUUCUUUUUGAUUUUCCCACCUCUCCUUAUUCCAGUCUAUUUCCAAAUGCAAAUCUUCACGACAAUGUUCAAACACAAGUUCUGGGCGGACCUGGCAUGGGCCUUCAGUUACUAUAUACGCUACUUUAUCACCUACAUCCCAUUCUAUGGAUUUCUUGGAUCUCUGGUUCUCCUCACCUUUGUCAGGUUUAUCGAAAGCCAUUGGUUUGUUUGGGUUACUCAGAUGAAUCAUAUUCCAAUGGAAAUUGACAAUGAGAAGCACAGAGAUUGGCUCAGCUCUCAGUUGGUAGCUACCUGCAAUAUUGAACAGUCUUUUUUCAAUGACUGGUUUAGUGGACAUCUGAACUUUCAAAUAGAGCACCACUUGUUUCCCACAAUGCCACGCCACAACUACCACAAGAUAGCACCACUGGUAAAGUCCCUAUGUGCCAAGUAUGAAGUCCCUUAUGAAGAAAAACCUCUUCUGAAAGCAUUUGCAGAUAUUGUUGGAUCCCUAAAAAAAUCUGGAGCACUCUGGUUGGAUGCUUAUCUCCAUAAAUGAAGCUGGAUUCCAGUGAAGAGAAUGAGUUAGCAAAGGGGAGGGCUGGGGAAAGGGGUAAUAUGUAUUCUUCUUGUCUGAUUUCAGUCUGUAUGUGUAUACAGAGUUGGAAAGAAGUUUCCUGUACUGUAUUGUCAAACUGAAGUUGAAGCAGAUUGAGGGAACCUAUUUUAAAUCAGACAGAGUUUCAGAUGUGUCAGAUACUGAAAAUAAAAAAGAUCUUAACAC
Molecule: messenger RNA, 1802 nt
Organism: Candoia aspera
Lineage: Eukaryota; Metazoa; Chordata; Lepidosauria; Squamata; Candoiidae
Product: acyl-CoA 6-desaturase-like
Exons: 12
Coding region: 231-1577 (448 amino acids)
Biological process (GO): lipid metabolic process
Cellular component (GO): membrane
Molecular function (GO): oxidoreductase activity, acting on paired donors, with oxidation of a pair of donors resulting in the reduction of molecular oxygen to two molecules of water
Source: RefSeq, a predicted model, not a curated record